Molecule: messenger RNA, 2238 nt
Organism: Brenthis ino (lesser marbled fritillary)
Lineage: Eukaryota; Metazoa; Arthropoda; Insecta; Lepidoptera; Nymphalidae
Source: the annotation of a GenBank genome assembly
AUGAAGGUGGAUCUUAACGUUUGGAGGCGACGCGCUGCGCUAAAUUUUACAGCUUGCCUAACACUGUUGGUGGCAGCGGCAGCGUCAGGCGUCCUCGCGGCCGGCCCGCUCGGCCCGUCGGAGCGCCCGGAGGCCUACUUCAACGGCUCUUCCUACAUCCGCCUCGCCAAGCCCUUCUCACUCAAACAGCUCGUCGGGCUCAGCUUCAGGACGUGUGUUGGAGGCGAGCUGUUCUCCCAGAGAUUCGAAGGCUACACCCUGCACGUGACAGCUCUGUUCGAGCAGGUAGUGGUGUCGUGGGCGCGGCCCGGACAAGAGCACAGAGAGGUGGGCCUCGCCAAAGAGACGCUCGACAACCAAUGGCACUGGAUCGCGCUGCGAUACAAACCAAAUCCACCGUCGUUGCUGCUAGAGGUCGAUAAAGAUACUCAGGUGAUAUCGAACGUGACGUGGAACCCGGAGCUGCUGUCGCCGAGCCCGUUGGAGGCGGAGGGCGCGGUGGUGCUGGUGGGCAACCUGUUUAGCGGCUGCGUGCACGAGGGCCCGCAGCUGGAGUUCCACCCCGCGCACGUGCUGCACGCCGCCGUGCGCUUCGGCCACUGCCCGCUCACUACCGACGACUGCAUAGAUAGAAAAGACGUUUUAAGGAUACCACCAAAAGAUCACUGUUACAACGAGCCAUGUUUGCGACACGGGACUUGCAUAUCGAGGCACGACAGAUACGAGUGCCACUGCACGGCGCGCUACACGGGCAACAACUGCGAGGUGGACGCGGGCGACCCGUGCGCCGCCGCGCCCUGCCGCCACGGCGCGCGCUGCGUGGAGGACGCGCGCGGCGACGUCGCCUGCCUCUGCCCGCCGCACUACCACGGUACAUACUGCGAGCUGGAGGAGUCGCUGGACCCGCAGUGCGUGGCGCGGCCGUGCCGCAACGGCGGCAGCUGCCGCGUUCCGGCCGGCGCCGGCGCCGACGCCUACGUGUGUGACUGCCCCCCUGGUUACACCGGGCGGGACUGCGAGACGGACGUGGACGAGUGCGCGGCGGCGGCGGCGGCGGGCGCGCGCGCCUGUCUGCACGGCGGCCGCUGCCUCGACGCCGCCAACGCCUACACCUGCGACUGUACAGGCACCGGGUACACGGGCGCGCGCUGCGAGAGCAACGUGAACGAGUGCGAGGAGGAGCGCGGCGUGUGCGGCCACGGCGCCUGCUACGACACCUACGGCGGCUUCGUGUGCGCCUGCCUGCCCGGCUACACCGGCGAGCGCUGUCGCAACAUGUCAGCGUGCGCGUCAGGCCCUUGCGGCGUGGGCGGCGCAUGCGUGGAGGAGAACAACGGCGCGGGCUUCCGCUGCGUGUGCGCGCGCGGCACCGAGCCGCCGCUGUGCGCGCCCGCCGCGCCGCCCACCACGCCGCCCGCCCCCGCGCCGCCCGCGCCCGCGCCCGCCGCCUGCGCCGACCUCGCCUGCCCGCCGCGCUCGCACUGCCGCGCUGGCAUGCCGGCCAUGGUGGCCGGCGUGACGGUGACGAAGCAAGUGCUGUGCGUGUGCGACCUCGGGUACUACGGCGCGCCGGGGCCGGCGCCCAACUGCAGCGCGCUGGAGGUGGCGUGCGAGGCCGGCGUGUGCCUCAACGGCGGCUCCUGCGUGCGCGCCGCCGACCGCCUCGACUGCCUCUGCGCGCCCGGGUACAAGGGAGUGUACUGCGAGCUGGGCCCGGCGGGCAAGGCGCUGGCGGAGCGCUGCGCCGCCGCGCCCUGCGCGCACGCGCUCGCCUGCCGCGACCUUGCUACCGGAUUCCACUGCGAGUGCGAGCCGGGUUGGACGGGGCUGCGCUGCGACGCGCCGGUGGGGGCGGGCGCGGCGGCGGGGGCGGGCGGCGAGGCGGAGGGCGCGGCGGGCGAGGGCGAGUGCCGCGGCGACGCGUGCGAGUGCCGCCCCGGCUACGGCGGCGAGCGCUGCGAGCUGGCGCUGGACUGCCGUGCCACAUCUUGCCCGCCCAGACAGGAAUGCGUGGAGCAGGGCGGCGCGUGGCGCUGCGGCGCGGCGGGCGCGGACAGCGCGUGCGCGUCGGCGCCCUGCAACAACGGCACGUGCCUGGCGCUGGACGACGGCCUCGUGCGCUGCCAGUGCCCGCCCGGACACAACGGUACGCCCCUCACACCCCAUCUUACUCCAUACUACUCGCUGCCAUUACGUAGACUACUUACUCUUGCUCAUUUGUUCAACCGACCAAUUUAC